This is a messenger RNA of Physella acuta, 1577 nucleotides long. Its product is annotated as DNA polymerase delta subunit 2. Gene Ontology annotation, molecular function: DNA binding. Lineage: Eukaryota; Metazoa; Mollusca; Gastropoda; Physidae. Gene Ontology annotation, cellular component: delta DNA polymerase complex. The record is from RefSeq and is a predicted model, not a curated record. Gene Ontology annotation, biological process: DNA replication; DNA strand elongation involved in DNA replication.
UAGCUGAAAAAUACUAAAUAAAUAGCUAGAUCUAGUAAAUUUAUUAUCUAGUAAUAUCUUUAUCUAGAUUUGUUUUAGAUCUUGAGAUCUAGAUUUUAGAAUCUAGAUUCUAUCAGUUACCAGGACAAAUGUAUUCCUCUACGGUCACAAGUAAAAUAUUAAAACAAAAGCCCAAUUCAUCAUUAGGAGUAUAUAACAGAACCCAAGGUUCUCUGGAAUUUAAUAGCACAUUUGUGGUAAAAAAUAGAAAUUUCAAUAGACAGUAUGCUCAUCUGUAUGCAGAACGAUUAAUGAAAAUGAGGACCAGGUUAACCCAAGCUGCUCGCAGUAGAUGGGGUGACAAAUUUCCUCAUAGACAUCUUCACAAUUUGAAAAGUGAUGAACGUUGCAUUGUUAUUGGAACCUUGUUCAAACACAUGGAAUUUCAACCCAGUAUUUUAAAGGAAGUUAGUGAAGAGCAUAAUCUGAUGCCACAGCCGAUAAAAUCACGGUACACUGAUGCUGGAGAUAAAUUAAUAAUGGAGGAUGAGCUGCAGAGAAUAAUACUACUGGGUGAACUCACUUGUCAAAGGAAUGUCACUGGUGUCAUUGUUGCUGUUAUGGGGUUUGAGCCUGAAGAUAAGAAAGGCAAGUUUCAAGUGGAAGAUUACUGUUUUCAAGAAUUACCAGUUCAGAUUGAAAGACCACAGUUACAUUGCAACAAAUACGUCUUGUUUGUUAGUGGCCUUGAGUUUGGCAGCAGAGAGCAGCGUUGUUUUCAGAUGCAAAUGCUGGCUGAUGUCAUCUGUGGUCAGCUUGGUGCUGAUGACCAAAUUGAAGCAUCUGCAGAUAUAUGCCAUGUGAUCAUUGCAGGGAACAGUUUAAGUGAAUCAACACAGGACAGAGAUAGUAUUACUAAGGCCAAGUAUUUAUCUAAAAAGAGUUCUGCAGGGAGUGUUGAGGCAAUUAAAAGCCUAGAUGAUUUCCUUCUUCAACUUGUGUCAUCUGUGGAUGUGACCUUGAUACCAGGUCAGUUUGACCCUAGUAAUUACACUUUACCUCAGCAACCUCUUCAUCCAUGCAUGUUGCCUCAGGCAGCAGAGUACAACACUUUUCACUGUCAAACCAACCCGUGCCAACUGUCAGUUGAUAAUAUCAGAAUACUAGGAACAUCUGGCCAACCAGUAGAAGACAUUUUACGUUACAGUGAGAUUGGGCACUCGCUGGAGGCUCUAGAGAAAACAUUAGAGUGGGGACACCUGGCUCCAACAGCUCCAGAUACGUUAGGGUGCUUUCCAUUUGUUGACGAAGAUCCAUUUAUAUUGUCAGAAUGUCCACACGUGUAUUUUGCUGGCUGCCAGCCAGAGUUCAGUCAGAAAAUCUACAACGGUGCUGCUGGCCAGGAAGUAUUACUUUUGACCAUACCAAGAUUCUGUCAAACAGGGACUGCUGUCUUAGUAAACCUGAAAAAUCUGGAGGCCUAUCCCAUCAGUUUUUAUGGUCAUUUCCCACUUAGUGAUGUAAAAUCAGAAAAUUAAACAUUUUCAUGGACUUAAAAUGAAAAGCUACUUCAAUUGCAUUUAAGGAGCAUUGUUUCA